Telopea speciosissima is the source of this 3281-nucleotide messenger RNA. Its product is annotated as ER membrane protein complex subunit 1-like. Gene Ontology annotation, cellular component: EMC complex. Lineage: Eukaryota; Viridiplantae; Streptophyta; Magnoliopsida; Proteales; Proteaceae. Gene Ontology annotation, molecular function: protein binding. Gene Ontology annotation, biological process: protein folding in endoplasmic reticulum. The transcript has 13 exons. The record is from RefSeq and is a predicted model, not a curated record. Bases 148 to 3114 code for a protein of 988 amino acids.
GUUAGAUACUUAGACAGUGUGGAGAUCAAAGACGUUUUCAUUGUCAAAGUUCUCGCAAUCUUCAGAAGCCGGCCGCUCCUAUGGAGACUUGUCUACUCAUAUAGUCAGCUUCUUAGAUCUAUUUCUCUCUCUCUCCGGUUAAUCGAGAUGGCCAUGGUGCUUCGGCUUUCUCUGCUACUUACGCUUCUUUGCUACUCUCUAAACCCUAGCUUUGCGUUGUAUGAAGAUCAAGUAGGACUCAUGGAUUGGCAUCAACAGUACAUAGGAAAAGUAAAUCAUGUGGUCUUCCAUACUCAGAAGGCAGGUAGAAAGCGUGUUGUUGUCUCUACUGAGGAGAAUGUUAUUGCCUCACUUGAUCUCCGUAGGGGGGACAUUUUUUGGCGACAUGUCCUCGGGGCCAAUGAAACUAUCGAUGAAAUGGACAUUGCCCUCGGAAAAUAUGUCAUUACCCUUUCAUCAGGAGGUACUAUUCUAAGAGCAUGGAACCUUCCUGAUGGGCAGAUGGUGUGGGAGUCUCUCCUUCAGGGUUCUAUACCCUCAAAAAAGUUUCUAUCUGUAAUGAUGAAUUUUAAAAAAGGCAAGGACAACUUAAUUUUUGCUUUUGGUAGGGGAUGUCUCCAUGCUGUUUCAAGCAUUGAUGGAGAGGUUCUUUGGAGGAAAGAGUUGAGUGAGUUGACGACAGAGAGCUUAGAGAUACAGCGGGUUUUUCAGCCAGCUGACAGUGAUAUCGUAUAUGCUGUAGGAUUUGAUGGUUCGUCACAGUUUCACACAUAUCAGUUUAAUGCUAAAACUGGAGAGUUACUUAAGCACAGUGUUGCAGCCUUUCUUGGUGGAUUUUCUGGAGAAUCCUCAUUUGUCUCUGAUGACAUCCUUGUGAUGUUAGAUGCCACUGGGUCACAUUUAGUUUUAAUAAGCUAUCAGGAUGGAGAGAUCAACUUUCACCAGACAUAUAUUUCAGAUCUUGUUCCAGAUUGUUCUGGUGUGGCAAGAAUAUUACCUACACAGCUUACUGGCAUUGUUGCACUGAAAACAGAUUCUUCUGCUGUGUUUCUUAGACUGAUUGGUGGAAACAAGCUAGAAGUGGUAGAAAAAAUAAAUUAUCCGACAGCUUUUAGUGAUGCUCUCUCAUACUCAGAGGGCCAAAAAGCUUUUGCAUUGAUUCAACAUGUAGGAAGUAGGAUUCAGCUAACACUGAAGCUUGAUAAUGACUGGAACAGUAAUUUACUUGAGGAAAGCAUUGAAAUGGAUCCUCAAAAGGGUAAUGUGCAGAAGGUUUUCAUCAACAAUUAUAUAAGGACAGACAGGACUUAUGGGUUCAGGGCUUUGAUUGUCCUGGAAGAUCAUUCACUUAUGUUGCUACAACAGGGAGAGAUUGUGUGGAGUAGGGAAGAUGGGCUUGCUUCAGUUAUUGAUGUGACAACAGAAGAACUCCCUUUGGAAAAGGAGGGAGUAUCAGUAGCUAAAGUGGAACACAACCUGUUUGAAUGGCUGAAGGGACACAUACUAAAGCUUAAAGGUACUUUAAUGCUUGCAAGCCCUGGUGACAUAGUGGCUAUACAAGCCAUGAGGAUGAAAAGCUCUGAGAAGAGCAAAAUGACGAGAGACCACAAUGGUUUUCGAAAGCUUCUGAUAGUACUCACUAGAGCAGGGAAGCUUUUUGCUCUGCACACAGGAGAUGGACGGGUUGUUUGGUCUCUUUUACUACCUUCUCUUCGUAGAUCAGAAGCCUGUCAGUAUCCCACUGGCAUUAAUAUAUACCAGUGGCAGGUUCCUCAUCAUCAUGCAAUGAAUGAGAAUCCAUCUAUUCUUGUUGUCGGUAGAUGUGGGCUUGGUUCUGAUGCUCCGGGUGUUCUCUCAUUUGUUGAUUUGUACACUGGGAAGGAGCUAAGUUCUUUCAACCUUGCUCAUUCCAUUGCUCAAGUUAUCCCACUGCCAUUUACAGAUUCGACAGAACAGAGGCUCCACCUUCUUAUAGAUGCUGGUGGACGUGCACAUUUAUAUCCCAGAACUCUUGAGGUCCUUAAAAUCUUUCAAAGUGAACUUCCAAACACAUAUUGGUACUCAGUUGAAGCUGAGAAGGACAUUAUAAGGGGGCAUGCAUUACAUAGCAACUGCUUUCUUGAAGAGACAGAUGAAUACUGCUUUAGCACCAGAGAGUUGUGGUCUAUUGUAUUCCCUUCAGAGUCUGAGAAGAUUAUUUCAACUGCAACAAGAAAAUUGAACGAGGUGGUUCAUACCCAAGCAAAGGUAAUAGCAGAUCACGAUGUGACAUUUAAAUAUAUAUCCAGAAACCUGCUCUUUGUAGCUACUGUUGCACCUAAAGGUGACUGUUCAGUUGGGUCGGUUACUCCAGAGGAGUCUUGGUUGGUUGUCUAUCUUAUUGAUACCAUAACUGGUCGUAUAUUGCACCGCAUGACUCACCUUGGUUCACAGGGGCCUGUCCAAGCUAUCAUUAGUGAGAACUGGGUUGUGUACCACUAUUUCAAUCUCAGAGCACACAGAUUUGAGAUGUCAGUGAUUGAGAUCUAUGAUCAGUCUCGGGCAGAUAUCAAAGAUGUUUGGAAGAUUCUCCUUGGAAAGCACAAUCUUACUUCACCUGUAUCUUCAUAUUCUCGGCCUGAAGUAGUGAUGAAAUCCCAGAGUUAUUUUUUCACCCAUUCUGUGAAAACAAUGGCAGUGACAUCCACAGCCAAGGGUAUAACUUCUAAGCAGCUUCUUAUUGGUACCAUUGGUGAUCAGGUGCUGGCACUUGAUAAGCGUUAUCUAGAUCCUCGUCGAACAAUCAAUCCCACGCAAGCAGAGAAAGAAGAAGGAAUUAUUCCCCUGACUGAUGCGUUGCCAAUUAUUCCUCAGUCCUAUGUUACACAUUCGCUGCAAGUGGAAGGGCUCCGUGGCAUUUUAACGGUUCCUGCUAAGCUGGAGUCAACCACCCUAGUCUUUGCAUAUGGAGUGGAUCUCUUUUUUACCAGGAUUGCACCCUCACGAACUUACGAUUCGCUUACGGAGGAUUUCAGUUAUGCUCUGCUUUUGAUCACAAUAGUUGCACUCAUUGCAGCGAUUUUUGUAACAUGGGUGCUGUCGGAAAAGAAAGAACUGAGGGAAAAAUGGAGGUGAGUCAGUCUCUCCAUUUGUAUCCUCUUCUCUCAAAUUUUUUUAAUUCCCCGAUCAAGUUGCUUUUGAUUUUCUUUUCACAGAUUUCUCAGUCUAGUACUGGGAGGGGGUUACUCCCAAUUUGUAGUAUUACUUGUUUUCCCUUCUAAUUAGUUGCAACAUCCAUUUUU